Messenger RNA from Anneissia japonica, 1653 nucleotides. RefSeq names its product heat shock transcription factor-like. Gene Ontology annotation, molecular function: DNA-binding transcription factor activity; sequence-specific DNA binding. The record is from RefSeq and is a predicted model, not a curated record. NCBI's taxonomy places the organism in Eukaryota, Metazoa, Echinodermata, Crinoidea, Comatulida, Comatulidae. Gene Ontology annotation, biological process: regulation of DNA-templated transcription. The transcript is spliced from 3 exons. The coding region runs from base 92 to 1264 and encodes 390 amino acids.
CUCAGAAUUUUAGCCAGUGGACACACCAGAUUUCCCAGGAAGCGAAAUUAAGUGUUGAAAAAUCGAAUAAGCCGGACUUCGAAUUGGAGCAAUGCGUGUACCAAAUCAACUUCCAGAUUUCCCGGUCAGUUCGACAACAUUUCCAGGUAAACUUUGGCGAUUAGUAAAUAACAAUCUAUUUCGCUCGAUUCAAUGGUCCCCGGAAGGAACCAGUAUCGUCAUCAACAGUGGUUUAUUCAAGAGUGAGGUGCUGAGUGGUGGCGAAUAUGGCGUGUUCAAGACAACGAAUUUCACUAGCUUCGUCCGUCAAUUGAACCUGUACGGAUUUCGGAAAACUAACAUAUGCUCCAAGUCCGCAGGAGGAGAAGCUGCAGAAAUCCAUUAUUUUCAGCACACGUUCUUUAUCAGAAAUAGAUCAGAUCUUCUCUGUAACGUGCGCAGAUCAAGCACAACAAAGCGACGAAGUUAUGAUGAGUACGAAGCAUACCACCAACCAUUAAUUGGUAUCAACCAACACGCACGACACGGGGCGAUCUAUUCGCUACUGAUGACUGAUGACAAUGACAGUACUUGUUAUCCUCCUUAUCCGUAUUAUCUGAAUAAUAAUAAUUCAAACAGAACCCCAUUGAACCAACAUUUGCAAAGUAAGUACACACAUUGCCAAGUAAGUCAUCAGGUCAGGUCAAGUCGAUACAGUCCGUAUCCAGUACAUAAUAGUAGCACAUCACACCAGUUAAUUUCUGUAAACAGGCACAAAGACCAGGUUUCAGCUAGCUGUGACAUCAAUCGACAAGAUGGAACUGCUGUAGGGUUUUCAUCUUUGGAAGACACAUUGGAGCUAACGGCUUUUCUGUCGUCCAAUGGCAUUGGUCUACCUGGAUUUCAAGGUAAAAGUAAUGUUGCUGCCACUUCGAUCUUUUCUCCUGCCCUGACCAAUAGGCCUACAACUACAAAUUAUACUGGACCGCCGACUGAACGUCGUGAAAGAAUCCAGAGACGGUUUGUCGUUCAAGAAGACAUACAGACGCUGUGUAGCCCUGCUAUACAAGAUACUAAUAAGUUGCCGCCAUUUAGUGGAAUCAUGAGGACAUCUGAAACGCCAUCUCUGCGACCUUCUGUUAACAAUAAUUACACUCUUCCGGCAGCUCCUUUUAUACACCAACGUUACAAACUGGAACAUUCAACCAACUGUGCAUCACAAAGUAAUGACAACAGUCAAAGUACCAUUUCUGAGCCGUCUCAAUCCGUUGGGGUAACAAAAUAAAGAAUCCAUUCCUGAACUAUGUGACGUCGAUCAGAUGAAACUUUAUAGAAGAAAAUAAAUUCAUUCAGAUUGCUGUUAUUUAAUGUCGGCCAACAAAAAUCAACUUUAAAUAUCAAAACUUUAUAGAAGGGUUUAGGCUUUACAUGUCGUAUACAAACGUCGUUGUUGUACGAAAGACACGUGCAACACGCUCGCGCAAUGGACGGUUACGCUAAGCUCCGACCCUUGAAUGUUGUUGCUAUACGACAGCGUGAAGGCACGGUUACGUAACGUUUGUGGGGCAUGUUCUGAUUGGUUAGAUUGAGACUCGGGAAAGGGUCACUUUGUCCUUCCAUGUAAGGGUAAGGGUAAUCGUAUUAUUGGGAUGGGCAUGCGAGAUUCCCUGUUGA